AUGGCAUCAGGUAAUGAUUCCAACGACAAGAGCAUCAUGGAAGCUCAAGUGGAAAAUACGACCUAUAAUGAUGCUCAACACAACAACGUCAUGGUGGUCGAGCAUAUCGAAGGCGAACUCUGGACAGGCAUCAAUAAGCAGACUAUGUUGGCUUUCUUUGUAUGUUUACCUGGACGAACUGAGGCGUACAGCAAAUAUCCAAAUCGGGCUGACACUGAGGACAUUGUUCAGGCUAUUUGCACUCAAUUGAGCGCAUACGAGUUGACGUUGAUCAUCCCGGCCGUCUCAGCUUCCUACAUCAACGCCGAACUGGGCCCCAGCCCGAACACCCCGUGGAUUAAUAUCACCUGGACUCUUGGAGCAGCUAUCCUUGUGAGUGUGGGAGGGCGUCUAUCGGAUAUCUUUGGACGCCGACAUUUCAUGCUUUGUGGAGCAGUCAUAUCAUUCAUCGGCACCAUCGUUGGAGCCACCGGGCAAAGCAUUGCCCAGAUGAUUAUAGCAGGCGUCAUGUUCGGGGUCGGAUCGGGGUUCCAGGAGAUGGGAUUUGCUUGUAUCAUGGAAUUCAUUCCCAACAAAUACCGAUUGACCGCUCUCGGACUUUACGGAACUAGCGCAAUUAUGUGUGUUUUCUGUCCUCUUAUCACCUAUGCCUUCAUUGCACAUACCAGCAUCGGCUGGCGAAGUGCAUAUUGGUACAUGACUGGCUUUCAUGCAUUUGGCCUCAUCUGCAUGUUUUUCUUCUACAAGCCUCCGACUUUUGAAACCAAGCAUAAAGACGAUGGAGUUUCGAAGUGGAAGCUGGUUUCAGAGAUGGAUUAUGUCGGCUUGUUCCUUUUUACUGCUGGGUGUGUUUUAUUCCUGGUCGGCUUGAGUUGGGGAGGUAGGAAGUACCCUUGGAGGCACGCCGCUGUUAUCGCACCUAUCAUUGUGGGCUUCUUCCUCUUGGUCCUGCUCUUUGUCUGGGUCUUCAACGCCAACCUCAAAUAUCCUUUUCUUCCUCCAAAACUCUUCAGACAAUGGCGAGGGUACAACGUUCUUGUCAUCGUCGGCUUCUGCUGCGGCAUGCUCUACUAUAGCAUGCAGGUCAUUUGGCCACGCCAGUCGGCAUUACUGUACGUGCCGGCGAACCAGCCAAUCUUGCGUGGAGUAUACGCAAAUCUGACGCUUAUGGGCACAUGGGUAUCUCUCAUCUCCGUAUGGGUUGUGUGUGCAAGAUUCGGCCACGAGAAAUACCAGAUCCUGGGAUUCAUCUGCUGCCAAGUGGCUUUCGUGGGUGCUUUGUCGACUCUGGAUAUUGGGCAAAAUGGGAAAGCGAUCGCCCUCGUCUUCCUCAUGUCCUGUGUGAUUAAUCAGCCCCUGUAUAUGCUUUUCAGCAUGGUGUCCCUCAACCUGGACGACCAAGCCGAUAUGGGCGUCGCAAUCGGAGCCAUCUCCACCUUCCGUCUCCUCGGGGGUGCAAUCGCAACGGCAGUCUACAGCUCAAUCGUAGACAACCAAUUCGCGACAAGGCUGCCUGGGCAAGUCCGAGAAGCCAUCGCCGACACGAACUUUGACGUCAAUGAUUUGCUCGCGUUAGUCCAGGCGGCAGCUGUGAAUAGUGCAGCUGCAUACGCGAAAGUCCCGGGAAUCACCACCCAGAUCAUCAACGCGGCUCAGCUGGCGGUCAAACAGGCCUACAUCCAAGCCUUUCAAGUGGUUUAUUACACUGCUUUAGGGUUCGCUUGCCUCGCCAUCCUCAGUGCUUUGUGCAUCUCAGAUGUCGAUCCGGCUAAGAAAAACUAUGAUAAGGCCGUGCACCUGGAGAACGAAAAGUUGGAGACUGUCUUUGGAGCAGGACCAAAGCAGGAUGCCUUCGACCGCAAGGAAGAAGUCUAG
Exophiala aquamarina CBS 119918 is the source of this 1875-nucleotide messenger RNA. RefSeq lists its product as uncharacterized. The transcript has 5 exons. NCBI's taxonomy places the organism in Eukaryota, Fungi, Ascomycota, Eurotiomycetes, Chaetothyriales, Herpotrichiellaceae. Gene Ontology annotation, cellular component: membrane. Gene Ontology annotation, biological process: transmembrane transport. The coding region runs from base 1 to 1875 and encodes 624 amino acids. Gene Ontology annotation, molecular function: transmembrane transporter activity. The record is from RefSeq and is a predicted model, not a curated record.